UUCAUCCUCUUCUUCAUCGAGUCUUCUUCCCGAAGGGCAUGGCUCCGUAUUCCUCUAGUCAUAGCCGCCUCCCCAUGGUUAGUAGCUUGGCAGUGGCUUUCUGCCUUCUGAUAGGGUUAGCCUCACUUGAAUUAACUCAUGGCGACGAGCUGCGUGUCGGCUUCUACCUCGGUAGCUGCCCUUCGGUGGAGGACGUCGUAAAAGAUACCGUCGCGAAGGCUUUUGCCACUGAUCCCGGUGUGGCUCCCGAGCUCGUCAGGUUGCACUUCCACGAUUGCUUUGUCAGGGGAUGUGAUGCAUCUGUGCUAUUGGACUCUACGCCCGGCAGACCAGCUGAGAAGGAUUCUCCUAUAAACAACCCCAGCCUCGGCGGCUUCGACGUCAUAGAUGAAGCAAAAUCCAUAUUGGAAUCCCGGUGCCCGGGAGUGGUCUCGUGCGCCGACAUCGUCGCCUUCGCCGCCCGGGAGGCCGUCCAUAACGCCGGAGGAUUUUCCUACUUGGUGCCGGCUGGCCGACGAGAUGGCAUCGUGUCCAAUGCAUCCGAAGUUAGUGAAAACCUCCCGAAGGGGAGUUUCAAUGUCGAUCAACUACAAGCGAAUUUUGCCAGGAAGGGCCUUUCUCUCGAGGACAUGGUCACACUGUCCGGUGCACACACCUUUGGCGACUGCCACUGCUCGGCGAUUUCCGAUAGACUCUACAACUUCAGCUCCACUAACGCCCCCGAUCCGUCCAUGGACCCAAACUACGUGUUGUUGCUGAAGAGCAAAUGCCCAGCUCCAGCUCCGGGAUCAAGCGACGAUCCGGCAGUCUUUUUGGAUGUAGCGACACCAAAUAACUUCGAUAACCAGUACUAUCAGAACCUCAAGAACCAGAGGGGCCUCCUCUCGUCGGACCAGGCAUUGAUGAGCAGGGGUGACACGGCCACGAUGGUCAAAAGCAACGCGCUCUUUGGCUUAAUAUGGAAGUCUAAGUUUGCGGAUGCGAUGGUGCGGAUGGGGAACAUCGAGGUGCUCACUGGGUCUCAGGGACAGAUCAGGAGGUCCUGCAGCGCUGUCAAUUCAAAUGCUUCACCCCCCACACUUCUGUGACGCACAUUAGGAGCUGGUACUAGUUGAAGUCGAUGCAGUUCGUACGUUUCAAUAAUGGCUCAUCUGCAUGUGGCUUGAUCUUAAUUUCGUGGAAGGCGUUGCUGUUCUUCUGAAUAAGAAAUCUUUCUUUCUGUGUCUUAUCAGUGAAAAGAAUAAGAGAAGGUUGGUGAUGGCUAGUUCGUCGUUACCAACUUAAUGGCUGCAAUAUUUGUUUCAGUUGUAACUUCACGACCUACGACUGAUUAAUGAUGCAGUAAUUUGUGAUUCCCUGUUUGA
Molecule: messenger RNA, 1364 nt
Organism: Nymphaea colorata (pocket water lily)
Lineage: Eukaryota; Viridiplantae; Streptophyta; Magnoliopsida; Nymphaeales; Nymphaeaceae
Product: peroxidase 5-like
Exons: 2
Coding region: 39-1088 (349 amino acids)
Biological process (GO): response to oxidative stress; hydrogen peroxide catabolic process
Cellular component (GO): plasmodesma; plant-type cell wall
Molecular function (GO): heme binding; peroxidase activity
Source: RefSeq, a predicted model, not a curated record